Molecule: messenger RNA, 2127 nt
Organism: Miscanthus lutarioriparius
Lineage: Eukaryota; Viridiplantae; Streptophyta; Magnoliopsida; Poales; Poaceae
Source: the annotation of a GenBank genome assembly
AUGGCGCGGGAGGAGCAGGAGCAGGAGCAGGAGCAGUCCACAAUGGGCGACGCCCAGCGCCGGCUCCGCGCGGUCUCCGCCCACGUCGGCCACCAGACGCCGGCGGCGGCCGGGGGAUGCGGCCUCGCCGCCAACCCCGCCGCCGCCGAGUACGCCCACGAACAGGGCUACAGUGUUGUUCUCCCUGAGAAGCUGCAAACUGGAAAGUGGAAUGUGUACAGAUCUGCACACUCGCCUCUAAGAUUAAUAAAUAAAUUCCCUGAUAACCCGGAGAUUGGAACGUUGCAUGAUAACUUUGUAUAUGCAGUCGAAACUUUCCGAGAUUGUAGAUAUUUGGGUACAAGAAUCUGCCCAGAUGGAACAGUUGGAGACUACAAGUGGAUGACAUAUGGAGAAGCUAGCACGAGCAGAACUGCAAUAGGUUCUGGUCUUAUUUAUCACGGAAUACCUGAAGGUGCACGAAUUGGUCUAUAUUUUAUAAACAGACCGGAGUGGAUCAUACUUGACCAUGCUUGUGCGGCAUACUCAUAUGUAUCUGUGCCACUUUAUGAUACUCUCGGUCCAGAUGCAGUUCAGUUUAUAGUGAACCAUGCAACAGUAGAAGUUAUAUUCUGUGUGCCACAAACUCUAAGCGCUAUUUUAAGCUUUAUAACUCAAAUGCCUUGUGUUCGUCUUAUUGUGGUCGUUGGUGGAGAUGAUUCAAAUAUGCCAACUGCACCAACAACUACUGAAUGCAAAAUUAUGACAUACAACAGACUACACAACGAGGGAAGGAUGAGUCCUCAAACUUUUAGUCCUCCAAAACCUAAAGAUAUAGCUACUAUCUGCUACACCAGUGGCACUACUGGCACACCAAAGGGAGCUGUACUUUCUCAUGAGAACUUAAUUGCCAAUGUAGCAGGGUCAAGUUUAGGCAUUAAGUUUUACCCCUCUGACGUGUACAUCUCAUAUCUACCUUUGGCUCACAUCUAUGAGAGGGCUAACCAGAUUGCAUUGCUUCACUAUGGUGUUGCCAUUGGAUUCUACCAAGGGGAUAACUUGAAGCUGAUGGAUGAUUUGGCUGCUUUGAGACCAACAAUAUUCGCAAGUGUUCCCCGGUUAUAUAACAGAAUUUAUGCUGCAAUUACAAAUGCUGUGAAGGAGUCUGGGGGAUUGAGAGAAAGGUUGUACCAUACUGCAUACAAUGCCAAGCGACAUGCUAUGAUAAACGGUACAAACCCAUCACCUAUGUGGGACAAGUUGGUAUUUAACAAAAUUAAAGCUAGACUUGGUGGACGAAUGAGACUUAUGACUUCAGGCGCUUCUCCCUUGUCACCAGAUGUCAUGGAAUUUCUAAGAAUAUGCUUCGGUGAAGUUCUUGAAGGGUAUGGAAUGACAGAGACAUCUUGUGUCAUCAGUACAAUGAAUAUUGGUGACAGAUCAAUUGGACAUGUUGGAUCUCCAAAUCCUUCUUGUGAGGUUAAACUUGUGGACGUCCCAGAAAUGAAUUAUACUUCGGAGGAUCAACCAUAUCCUCGUGGAGAAAUUUGUGUUAGGGGGCCUAUAAUAUUCCGCGGUUACUAUAAAGAUGAAGUCCAAACAAGAGAGGUCAUUGAUGAGGAUGGUUGGUUACAUACUGGAGACAUAGGUUUGUGGCUGCCUGGAGGGCGUCUGAAAAUUAUAGAUAGGAAAAAGAACAUUUUCAAGUUAGCUCAAGGAGAAUACAUAGCUCCAGAGAAGAUUGAGAAUGUCUAUGCUAAGUGCAAGUUCAUUGCUCAAUGCUUUAUAUAUGGUGAUAGUUUCAACUCUUUCCUAGUUGCCAUUGUAGCAGUCGAACCGGAGGUGUUGAAGGCUUGGGCUGCAUCAGAAGGAAUUCAGUACGAGGACUUGAGACAGCUCUGUGCUGAUCCUAGAGCAAGAGCUGCUGUCCUGGCUGAUAUGGAUUCCAUUGGGAAGGAAGCACAGCUAAGAGGUUUUGAAUUUGCUAAAGCGGUUGCUCUUGUUGCUGAACCAUUCACAUUGGAUAAUGGUCUCCUCACCCCAACAUUCAAGGUUAAGAGACCGCAAGCUAAAGCAUACUUUGCAAAAGAAAUCUCAGAUAUGUAUGCACAGUUGCGAGAGACAGAGUUAGCUAGGUCGAAGUUGUAA